AUGAGUGCUAUAUCGAGUACGGGGUUGCUGGUAACCUCAAAGCCGGAACACCGCCUGCACUACUUCGCCGACGCCUGUCAGAUAGGACUAGGCUCAGCGCUCUUCGAGCGCAUCCCCCGACCAGACGACAAGCCCACCGCCUUUCCUCCAAACUGGAAGCAGCCUCACACUCGGAAAACGAUUGACGCCUACGAAGGACGCCGAACUGCAAAGCAAACGCAACCAACAGUAGCCCAACUCUCACCCCACAAAAAGCGCCAUGUCGAUUCCUCUGUUUACCUGGCAUACCGAGGGAUGCUGCUUCGAAAAACGAUUGACGCCUACAUCCAGGUUGAGAAGGACGCCGAACUGCAGUACUUGCAGAGUGUCGAAAUUAACGAGAACAUGCUUCUCUUGUCUCAAUCCGACAGACAGCUUACUGAGGCGAUUGCCUUCAGUAAGGAAAUCACGGCGCGUACGCCUCACAAACCGUCGUAUUAA
This is a messenger RNA of Sphaeroforma arctica JP610, 480 nucleotides long. RefSeq lists its product as hypothetical. NCBI's taxonomy places the organism in Eukaryota, Ichthyosporea, Ichthyophonida. The record is from RefSeq and is a predicted model, not a curated record. The transcript has 2 exons. Bases 1 to 480 code for a protein of 159 amino acids.